UAUAAAUCUAAUGGCGAUAAUCUGCACUGCUGUAGUGGAGGCUUGAUGGUACAAGCCGACUUUAUUUUUGUGCCACCCUUCAGCCAAUUUUAGUGAAGCUAUUUCGUUGUUCAAAUGAUCCACUUACAAAAUAUUCAAUGAUCGUAAAUGAGGCAGAGUCAUCCAGCAGUUCUUGCUUGAGUCUGGAGAAAUAGUUGUGUAUGAGAACUUCUGGAACCAGAUAACGUUGGUAUCUCUAUUCAAGCCUCGACUAGAUCCAAUUCAGCAGAAGAUGCAGUUCAACCGAAUUAAAUAUUUUAUCCAGCAGGCCAAAUCAGUCUCUAAUCUGAACAAGAAGUCCCAUGAAAUGAAGCUUGAACUUUUGGAUAUAAUGGGCGGAUUCAGCAGUGAAGAGUCUAAGAAUCAGCCAGACCAGGGUAAUGUAUUCAGACUUGAUGCAGCCAGAGAGCAUGUUAAGAGGAAAUACUCUAAAUACCACAACCCUUUUGGAGAAAACAGGGAAACCUUGGCUAGUGAAGUUACAAGAUUUUCUAAUAAGAAAGAGCUUGAUGAUGAAAUACCUGCCUCUGACCAAAGUCAGAAAAUAGUGAUUACUAAUAAUGACAGCGGUACUGCUAAACAUCCGUCUGUCCAAGCACCUGCAGUAAUCCACAGAGACACAAAUACUGAAAUUGUGAAUCAGCCAGCACCAGUAGAGCCAAUGGCUCCAAAAUCGAGGAAAAGCAUUUUUGGAGUAUUUAGUAAGAAAAAUAAACAAGUGUUGAAGGCUCCAGAAAGCAAUCAGCAUAGUAACACCCACCUUGCUCCUCCUUCUCCGAAUCUAGAUAGAGCGCAUAGUCAACCAAAGCAAGAAGACAAUGAUAUAUUCGAUUUGUUGGGAGAUGUCAAAGAAGAGCCUCAACUAAAAGAAACUUCUCAGGAUAAUACUCAAUCUCAAAAUGAUGACCUCGGAUUAGAUGAUUUAUUGAACAUUGACUUUAACAAGAAUACUCCUGAGAAAGUAGUCCCAGCUCAAACCAAAAAGACAGCUUCGACGUCAAACAACCCUCUGGACAGCAUCCUCAGUCUGUACAAUGUCUCUUCUGAGCAAACUCAAGCGAACCAGAAGCCAGAAAGUAAUCCAAAAGGUUCGGUUGUUAAUAACUUCAAAGAAAGCUCAGCUGCAACUGUAGACGAAAAGAAAGUGGCUCCUAGUGACUCACAGAUCGACAGCAUCUUCGGAGGCUUUACUGCCUCUGACCCUGCAAAGCCCAGCAGUGACGAUUUAGACAGUAAGAUCAUGGACAAGAGAGAAGCAAUGGAGUUACUUUCCUUCAAGCUUUCCCUCACAUACCUUGAGAAGGUUCUGAUUGUCCUCAAAAACAACGUCCUCUCAGAAGGAAAGUGCAUGGGCCAUAUGGGAGUGGAGCUCGGGGGAGUAAUUGACCCAAGCGAUGGAGAAGGAGUCCAGCUACAUGCUGAUUUCACCAGAGUGGCAGGAGUUUGGAGUAAUCCACAGGUUCUUCUCAAGAAUGCUAACCCAAAUGUCAAAAUGGUUGAGAAUGCUAAAAACGAAUGAGUUUCAAGUUAUGAAGUGAACCAGUUUAAAUCGAAUGUCCUUUUGUAUGAAUAUCAACUCAAUCCCAAAAACUUGUCUCUGAUCCCAUUAUCUGUCCAAUACAGGACAGCAAUGAUAGAUGGAUUGCUCAAAGUUAAAAUAUUUUGACAUGCCAAUCCGAAGCUGCCAAAGAAGAUCUUUGAUAUUGAAAUACAUGUGUUCCUCAAGGAAAAGGAGAAGCUAACUCUCAGGCAUUCAAAUCCUCACGGCGUGCAGAAUAGCGAAUGCAUCACCUUCAAUAUUAAAGAGUCUGAGCCUGACACCAAAUCUUUGCUCGAAUUUGAGUUUCUACUGUCAGAACCCUUAGUCGAUGAAACUGUGCCAAUCGAAAACAUCAAACUAAAGUGAAAAGCCUCUGACUUUCUGUGAUCCCACUUGGACUGAGGACUCUCGCUCAACCACUGAGAAUACCCCAUCGAUCCUGUGUCUUGAAACGUCGGCAAAAGACUGCUUAUCGAAUAUAGAAUCUACUAA
Moneuplotes crassus is the source of this 2071-nucleotide messenger RNA. The record is from the annotation of a GenBank genome assembly. NCBI's taxonomy places the organism in Eukaryota, Ciliophora, Spirotrichea, Euplotida, Euplotidae.